AUGGCAAACGUGGACGAGACUAGCGAGAGGAUGCAUCGACGGAAGUUAAGGGUGUACGCAGGGCUCAGGCUUCCGAGUCUGAGCAUCUGGGCUAGGGGACGCGACGUCGGCAAGCCACAGGCUAACGACAACGCGCUCCCCGAAUCUGUCCAGAUUGGAGCAGUGUGA
Puccinia triticina is the source of this 168-nucleotide messenger RNA. RefSeq lists its product as uncharacterized. The transcript has 2 exons. Bases 1 to 168 code for a protein of 55 amino acids. The record is from RefSeq and is a predicted model, not a curated record. Lineage: Eukaryota; Fungi; Basidiomycota; Pucciniomycetes; Pucciniales; Pucciniaceae.